GUCAGCAAUGUUCGGGGUCCCCAGUUUAGGCUUUCAAAUAGAGCUGAGCGGCUCAGGAGGCCAGAUCCCUGUCCGUGGCUCCAGGAGUAGGCUUUCUGCUGGGGGACAGGAUCCUCACAAACACCUGUGUCUUUGUGGGUCACUCCCCUCUGACAAGCUGGGAGGCAGGGUGCAGUUGUGGGAAAUCGUGUUUCCAUGAGGAGAGGGCCACCAAGUGGUGGGGGCACAGGAGACAGUGAGAAAGAGUCCCGCAGCCUUUCUGGAAUCAAAAAACUGGCAAAUGUGAAAAAGUGCAUAAUUUGUUUUAUUGAACAGGCUGCUUAUGUACGUUUGGAGGGCCAGGUUCAAGGACUCUGCAUCCCUCCAGGACAAUAGCCUCAAGAGAAGAACAGACAGAGCAGGAAGAGAUGUGGGGUUUCUCCCAGGAAUGAGGCAGAACAGGGAUUUCUGCAGAUUUGCAAGGAGACCCCGACCGCUGAGCACCGGGUUACAACCCCACGUGACCCUUGUCGUGUUUGGCUUGGGCUCUGGGUCUGGCCUGAUCAUGUAUUCUUCCAGCUGAGUUCCAGAAAUUCAGAGGGUAGACUUAGAGAGGCUGCGUUUGGAACCCGGUGUGGAGACGGAGGGUCCUUUAUCCUGAGUCCCCUCAGCCUAAUCACUGUAGCUGAGUUCCAACACCACCCAGGCCCCCAGGGUGGCCGUGGAGGGAGAGCAAGCCUGGCAGGUGACCCAGGGGUCCCACUGCUGUGCCCCUCCCUUAUCUUUGUUCCCUUUCACCCCGGAAGGUGUGAUUGUCUCAUGUCAUGGUGACAAGCCAUCUCUCUUCUCUGUCAGGUGGGAUCCCCACCCCCGCUCAGCCUUCUUUCUGCAUGGAUGCUGAAGGACCAGGCUCACUUGAAGUUCUGAGUUUGAGCAGUAAGGUGGAAACAAAGAAACCAAUGGAAACAAAGAAACAAGUCAUUGUGGCAAAGCUCCCCACCACAGAGAAGCUGCCCUGAGUGGAAGGGAGGAAAAGGCUGACCAGCCUCUGGUUCCCGUACCGGUCAACUGAUUGGAGUACCUUUCCAGUUUGGAAACAUCUGGGCAGGCCCAGCUGGUAAGUUUACUUUUCUACUUUGACCAAGCAAACUGAAGCCAACAGAAGAGAACUUUCACCAGCAACUCCCCGCACAUCCGCUCGCCUUCUGAUGUCUGUGACCUCACUCUCGCUGCCCCACCUCUUAUUACAGAUUGAACAGGAUCCAGGGGGAAGUACCAAGCCUGUCCCAUCGGCCAUCCUGUGUGUCAUGUCCUGUGACCCAGUGGAUGCUCAGCACCCUCCAGCUGAAGAAACAGAUUGCCUUAGGUACAUGAAAGGUGAGGACACCUACUAUCCCCAUGGAGCGCAGGUGGGGCUGGGAGUCUGCUGUCUGUACAGCCGGUGGGCUCGUGUUGCUUUGGGCAUCCCUGUGCCUGAAUUCCUGCAGUACACUCGGUGCCUGUUUCCUAAUCUGCAAAACUGGAAUGAUGUUAACCAUCCCGCAGUGCAUUCCAUGGUGCAUCCUCGCCUAGAAUUGAGUGGAAGCAAGUCCAUCUCAGAAGGGACAUACCUGAAGAGAAAUGGCUUUCCAGACUCUGAAGGGCAGAGAAAGCACCAGCCUGGGUUAGAGAAAGAGAACAGCAUCUCUGAGCCCGUCCUGGGUGACCUCACAGAGAUCACCCUAGUGGCCCAGGCUAGUGACCGGGAACAUGUACCUUCCUGCAGCCAACCCCAGACGUCCACUGAUGCAUCAUAUACUGGCAAAGAUCCUGGCCUGGGGGGGUGUUGGCCGCCGGAGAUUCGCCAGAUGUUGGACUCCAGCCAGGGGCGGCUUCUGCUGCCGUAGAGGCGGGACGCCGGUCUCCAGGUGAGCUUGGUCCUGGGAGGCGGCGGCGGCGGCGGCGGCUGGGGGUUGGGGUCCGUUCCAGGGAGCUGCUCCAUUUCUUCUCUCCCCCGCGGCCUGGCCUGGGGGCGACCUCUGCCGCCAGAGAUUUGCCUGAGGUCCGACUCCAGGUGAGCUUGCUCCUGGGAGAUGGGUGCGGUGCAGUCAGGGGGCUGGGAUGGUGGUGGCUGCGGGGAUAGGGAGGCUGCCCCGGGGGAGCUUGAGGAUUAGCUCCCAUGUCUGUGCCGCGUGGCCUGCAGGCGGCCUCUGCUGCGCCAGGUCCUGGGACAACCCUUUCCCACUUUGCCUGCUGGGGGCGGGAGGCAGGGUAGUCAGGGUGCACGGGUGGCGGGGGUCGGGGGCCUGCAGCGGGGGAGCGGGCACAUUUGCUCCCAUCUUCCCCGCGGCUUGUCCUGGGGGCGGUGUCUCUUGCCCUGGGUUAAGAGACACGUGUAUCCUAGUCAGCCUGGCCCCAGGAGGCGGGCGUGUUACGUUGGGGGUGGUGGCAGCAGCGGCAGGUUUUCCCAUGGAGCCGGUCCAUUUGCUCCCAUUUCUCCCCGUGGUUUGCCCUGGGGGCGGUCCCUGUUGUCCCUAGUUCGCCGGACGUCCAUCUCCAGGUCAGCCUGCUCCCUAGAGGCGGCCACCGUGAGGUCAGGGGGCAGGAGCGGUGGCUGCUGUGGGGGUAGGGGGCUGCCUUGGGGAGCUGGUGGAUUGGCUCCCGUCUCCCCGAUGGCCUGGUGUGGGAGUGGCCUCUCCUGCCUCAGAUCACCAGACACACCUGUCCCAUUUAGCCUGCUGGGGGAGGGGCGCCCUGGGAAGUGCCUUUAAAGUGUGGGGGAGGCGACGGCAGGCGUAGAGGACCUGCAGCGCGGAGCCGGUCAAUUUGCUCUCCUCUUCCCCACGGCCAAACCUGGGGGCGUACUCUGCUGCCCAAGAAGCCGGAUGCCCGUCUCCAGGUCAGCUUGCUCCUGGGAGGCGGGCGCGAUGCUGUCGAGGGGCAGAGGCAGCUGCGACGGCCGGCUGCCCCGCCUAAUGGGGCCACUUCUUCUCCUCUCCCCUGACCUGGCCUGGGGACGGCCUCUCCCGCCCAAGAUUAGCCUGAAACCCCACACCCGGUCAGGUUGCUCCUGGGAGGUGGGCGCGGUGACAUCAAGGGUUGGAGAGGAGGGGGGCUGCCCCUGGCGGGCUGGAGGAUAAGCUCCCAUCUCUCUGGAGGCCUGACGUGGGGGUGGCAUCUGCUGCCCCUCAUUCCUGGGUCACCCUUCUCCAGGACAUAUUGCCCCGGGGGUGCUGUAGGCUGCGGGGGCGGCGGGUUGUUGGCGGGGGUAUGGAGCUUGCCGCUUGGGAGCUGGUGGUUUAGAUCCCAUUUCCCCCGCAGCUUGGCCUGGGGGCAGCCUCUGUUGCCCCAGGUCGCAAAGCACUGUUUCCCUGACAGCUUAACCACCGGAAGUGGGCAGGAUGUGCUGAGGGGGCGGAGGCAGCCGCCAAGGCAGCGACGGAGGGGGCUGUCCCUGGCCAGCCGGUCAAUUUGUUCCCAUCUCAACAUUUGCUGUCCCAGUUUCGCAGGACGCCCUUCUCCAGUUUAUCCUUCUCCUGGGAGGUGACAUUUUAGGUUAUUGGGUCCCAGAUUGCUGGCACACUCAUCCCUGUUCUCAAACAUCUUUUAAACUUGGGUGAAGUGAUAAGUUGGGGAAGAAGAUGAUUUACUGAAAGUCUCCCGAGAAGAGAUUCAGACUGAACAGCUUUGUGUCGGACUUUGGAAGACCGCUGGUGCCCAAGGGGUUCUCUGGCAGCACAAUGACGAAUCUAGGUCCCUCUUUCACUGCUACGUCAAUGAAGUGGACCGCAUGGACAAGGCCAAAGCUGGUAUCCCAACCAUAGCCCUUGACAGUGAUGUUCGGCUCCAGGAAGCCAUCAGAUGCAGCAGGUGGCCAGAGAAGGAGCCUAACGGGCUCAUGAAAUGUGACACCCCCAGCUUCAUCAACACGGACCAGAACUCUUCCUUUGGGGAAGAUGAUCUCCUGAUUUUGGAACCACCGAUUGUUCUAGAAAAUAAGCCAGUUGCCCAGACCUCACACAAAGACUUGAAUUGGAAAUGUGCUUUGUCAAGUGUUUCUCUGAAGAUGUGAAGUCUGUCUUUGUAUGGCAGGAAGUCCCCUUUCACAAAAUUGUAUGUGUUUGUGUCUGAGAGAGAGAAAUGGAGACAGACAGAAAGACGGAGACAGAAGAGAGCCCCCUCAGAAGAGAGCUAGUUAAGCACCCCAGACUGACGAAGACAGUGGAGAAUGCCUCUGAGUUUGGCACUGAUUGCCUGGAGAAUGCUGAAACCCAGGGAAGUGGGCAGCACAGACGUUUACUCAUUUAAUCCUGCCAACACAGUAGGAGAUAGAGUCUACAUAUUCCUCGCUACUUAAAAGAUCCCUGCCUUCUCUCUGCUCCUCCUGUCCAUGUCUCUCCCUCCACUUUUCCCCUUCUCCCCUCCUCCUCCCAUCUUCUCCGUCCCUCCCUUCCCCAACUUCUCUUGCAGAACACAGAGAGGAUAGCUGGCCCUCCUGCGCAUGCGCAGUCUGUGCCAGCUGGACCGAGGGUUGGAAGCUGCAACUCCGAGCCGGGGAUCGGCCCCAAAGGCUUCUCAGCUCUUUCGCCCGCUCAGUGGUGUGGGCGCUGCUCCCCGGGCUGAGAGCCUCCGGCUGUGAACCCCAGCUUCUCCUGUUGGAGUCGGGAAAAGGGAGCGUCAGUGCUGAGCGAGCUUCCGUCUCCUCCCUCAGUGUUUCUGCCCCAGUACGUUUUGGUUACUGAGACCCUCGAAUUCCCAUAUGAAUUGUAGCAGCAGCUAGUCAGUUUCUGCAGAGGAGACCGCAGGGAUUGUGAUCGAGACCACGUUGAAUAUACGGAUCGUUCUGGGGAGCACUGCCAUUCCAAAAGCGCUGUCUUCUGAUCCAGCAAUGUGCGUGGUUUGUCCAGGUGCCCUCACCUCCAGUAGCAUCCAUCCAGACACCGGAACUGACACUGGCCGUGCUCCGAACUGCCUCAGCCCUGAAGACACAACUGACAAAUAGAAGGGGACCACGCCCUGUUACAGCAGGUGCUCUCACUUUGUGGAUCCUUAUGUAACUGAGCGGUGUUAAUCAGGAUUGCCCGUUCUACAUUGUGUGGCGCUGCUGCGGUGUCUCCUAGUUACUUGUUUCUUGUAAGAAUUCCGGUGACUUAGUUAGAAGCAUGCUUCCAAGCUGUCCGUGUCCUCGGCAUCCAGAAGCGGAGCCUGGAAGCUUCCGAAUUUCUCCAGAAUGCAGUCUACAUUCACCUUCGGCAGGGCAGGAAGCCUAGACCAAAAGCUGGGUAAUGUGAUCCGAGCUACGGUAGCCAUUUGAAGACUCUGAGGACAAACUGUACCUCCGGAUUUACUUGAGCUUCCCUUGCCUUCUGGUUGGUACACACCAGGUCAUCGCAACCCAGAUGGACCUGCAGCCCACAGUACAGUAUGUACCUCGAUCUCCUCUCCCCUCUCGUCAGGGCCUGCAGCAUGAGCAUCCCUGACUACGUGCAGUGUGCUGAGGACCACCAGACUUUCCCCGUGGUGGUCGAACACGUGGGGAUCAUCUCAGAGGAGAAUUUCUUUUGCAUCUAUAAGUGAAUCACCUUGGUGAGUCAGAUCAGUCCGUGCAGCUCCCAGUGGGCAAACUGUAUCCACUACAGGCACCACUAUGCACCCAAGAAUGGGUGGAGCGACUUCCAGACCCACCGCAAGGUCUUGGGCCUUGUCAUCAUUACUGAAUGCCUCUCGGCCAAGGCUUCGAAAAGCUCCACGUGCAGAGGAGCUGUAUGGCACCACGCUCUAUGACUCUCAGCUCUUUGACUUUCUGCUGCAUGGGGAGGUGGCCGAGCAGCCACGCACCGAAGUGGCCUUCAAUUUACGAGGACUGCAGGGUGGUGGAGAAGAGGAUCGACGACUUCACUGAGUCACUCUUCAUCUUGCCCAAGUCCAAGUGGCUGGACGGUGCAUCCGACAAUUCUGGGGACAAGAUCCUCCUUCUCUGCAUCCCAUUUGAGAAGGAGGACAUCAUGGGACUGGACACAGAAAGCAGUACGUUUUGGUUACUGAGUCCCUCAAAUUCCCAUAUGAAUAGUAGCAGCAGCUAGUCAGUUACUGCAGAGGAGCCCGCUGGGAUUGUGAUCGAGACCACGUUGAGUAUACAGAUCGCUCUGGGGAGCACUGCCAUCCCAAGAGCGCUGUCAUCUGAUCCAGGAAUGUGCGUGGUGUGUCUGUCCAGGGGAAAAGAGUACAAUUCAAAAAUAUAAAGAUUGUGAGCUAAUGAGAUAGACAAGACAACCGAACAUUUGUUAAAUAUCCUUUCAUGCCGGACACAAAUGUAUUAUACACACAAAAAGCACACAAAUCACGGUAGUACUGCGGUUACAAACGUGGGUCCGAGUUCGAGUCCUGCUCUGGAGUGACCAGUCCUGUGAGAUGGAGAACUGAGAUCUAUGUAUAGUUUUUUACAUUCUAUACCUGGAAAUUUCUCCAAAACUGCUUCCCACGUGAGUCCCAUGGCUCGGGAAUGGGGUGGUUCUGCUCAUUGACGGGGGUUGGCCAGAAACAGAAAAUGACAGCCUCAAAGGAGCCUGGGAUUUGUCAGUUAUGUUUUGUCAGUGCUGUAGAUUUCAGAAAACGCUUUCACCGUUUCUCUCCAUCUGAGGUGGCAGCGUGCUCUCUUAGCAGCAUCAGGAGCUCAGGGCCGCGGGAUGGUGGGGGCUGACUGCACUGCUAUCAAGACAGCUGUGCCAGUCACUGCAGGCGUGGUGAUUUUACAUAGUGCAUUUCAUGUUCUUUAAUAGGUUUCAACAGGUAGUUAAUUAACUGAGUUAAUUAACAUUUAAAAAAUAUGAUGCUUUGUUGAAAAGACAGUUAUAGGCAGAAUAUAAGUUGUGAACACUUUAAAAACGGUUUCAUUACUGAAAUUUUAGUAGGGAAGAUUUAGUUUAUCUUAUUUACACCUCUCUUCAAAAGUAACAAAGAAACAAGACAGAAAAAGCAGAGGAUGAUUUCUGUUCUUCCUCUCGGCUUGCAGGUGCCCUCACCUCCAGUGGCAUCCAUCCAGACACCAGCACUGACACUGGCCGUGCUCAGAACUGCCUCAGCCCUGAAGACACAACUGACAAAUAGAAGGGGGACACGCCCUGUGACAGCAGGUGCUCUCACUUUGUGGGUCCUUAUGUAACCGCGCAGUGUUAUUCAGGAUCGCCCGUUCUACACUGUGUGACGCUGCUGCCGUGUCUCCUAGUUAUUUCUCGUUCCUAGGAGAGAAUUCAGCAGUGCAGCAUCCUCUCCGAGCUCUAUGAGUUGAUCGGCUUCCACUGCAAGUCCGUCUUCUUCAAGUGGGUGGCCCCCGUGCAGCGCUUGGCCCCCGGCAUCCCGGACCCUGGCGGGAAGGCCUGCUACCGACUCCUUCUGCAGACGCUUCCUGGCUACAGUCUGUCACUGAUUCUGCAGGAUUCAACAAAGGUUUUGGGACUAAAACAUUGCUUCAGUCCGAUUAACCAUGCCUUGUUUGGGCCCUGCUCUCCUGUCUCAACAGGGUGAAUUGUGAUUCGUGUAGAGCAGGACACAGCAGACUUUUUUCUGUCAAGGGCUUGGGAGGCAAUAUUUCAGGAUCUGCAAACCUCCUGAUCUCUGGUGCAGCUGCUCAGCUCUGCUGUUCAGACGCCAGAGCAGCCGGAGAGUCCACACACCCACAGAGCUUUAUUCACAGCAGUGGCUGGGGCUGGAUUGGGUGUAUGAACUGCAGUUUGUCCCCACAGCCUCCUCACUAUUGACGACUGUACCUGAGCGUGCAUUUGCGACAAUGGGUGAACCUACACUGACACGUCAUCAUCACCAAGAGCCCAUACUUGACACUAGGAUUUACACUUGGUGGUGUGCACUCUGUGGGUUUGGACAGAUGUACAAUGACACGUUUCUACCAUCACAGCAUCAUACAGAGUAGUCUGUCUUAGUGACCAUAAAAAUGCUCCUUGCUGCACCUCAUUCAUUACUCCUUCCCCUCUAGCCUCUGACAGUAACUGAUCUUUUAGUCUCUGUGGUUUUGCCUUUCCCAGAACACCAUACAGUUGGAAUCAGACAGUUGCAGAAUCUUCCCAGAUCGGCUUCUUUCACUUAGUAAUAUGCAUUUAAGGUUCCUCCAUGUCUUUCCAUGCCUUGAUAACUCAUUUUAUUUUAACACCAUAAAUAGUCCAUUUUCUGCCUGGACCACAGUUUAUUUAUCCAUUCACCUACUGAAGAACAGCUUAGUUGUUUCUGAGUUCUGGUGAUUAUGAAUAAAGCUGCUAUUAACAUCUGUAUGCAGAUUUGUGUGUGGACGUAAUUUUCCAUUUUGUUCAGUAAACACCAAGGAGCACAGUUGCCAGAUCAUAUGGUAGGAGUACGUUUAGUUUUGUAAAAAAUUGCCAGACCGUCUUCCAAAGUAUCUGGGCCAUUUUUCAUUCCCACCAGCAAUGCAAGAAAAUUCCUGACGCUCCACAUCCUCACCAGCAUUUGGUGCUGUCAGUGUUCUGAGUUUUGGCAGUUCUGACUGGUGUGCAGUGAUAACUCACUGUUUCAGUCUGCAGCCCCUUGAUGACAGAUGCUGUGGAGCAUGUUUCCAUAGAUUUCUUUGGCAUCUAGUUUCCAUGUUGAGGUGUGUGUUGAGGCAUUUUGCUCAUUUUUUAAGCAGGUUAUUCAUUCUUCUUGUUGAGUUUAAAGAGAUUUUGGUGUAUUCUGGAUAUCAGCCCUUUAUCAAUGUGUCCCUGCCCUUCACCUGCAGCACCGGAGUUGUCCUUUGGGUCUCAGUGGAGUGUCAGCUCUUCAAAGAGGUUCCCUGUCUUCCCUCACCUAAAUACUGUCCUUGAACUUUUCACUUUCAUUGACUCACUUUGUUCUUUUUAAAUAGCAUUUCCCAUAAUUUGUAAGUACAUUAAAAAAAAAGGCAAUGAUUGAACACUGCCUCCCCCACCAGGCUGUGUGCCCUGUGAGAGCAGAGACCCUGUCCCCACUCACCAUGUCCCAUGACAGCACAUGUCACAUGUCCAUGUAAAUGUGUGUAACGUGGGGCCAAACCUGAUGAGCAGCUAUGACGACAUGUGUUGGCUACCAUUCAUUGAAUAGAGUUUGUUUCUUGAUCUUAAUUUUAAAUCACAUGAAUGAAACAUGUUUCUUUUGAAAAAUAAAACAACAAAGCACACCUCCAUGUGAUUGGUAAUUUCUACUUAGCCUUCUGACCCAGGAGGGGACGUUCACCAUCAUUUUGUGGAGGAGGUUGGGGAGGUAAAGUAGGAGAGUGAGAUCAAAUAAAGUAAAAAUGAUAACAAUCAGCUGGCUUUAUUUUCACUAAGACAAAUGUUACUUUAAACCAUACCUCAGCUGUUGUUCUGUUGUUUUAAACACUUCUCAUAGAAUUAAAUGGAAGCCCACUAAACCCUGAAAGGGAAAUUAUGUGCUCAGGUCCUGAAAAGUGUUUAUGUCUAUUUCUUGAAAUGCACAUUUUCCCUGCUGGUUACAGAAUGUCAUGGAGGGAACACAGCCGUGAGCUGUGUGUGUCUGCCAGCUUCACGGGCUGCUCACUGUCAUUUUCAUUUUCUUGUGUUGCAGUGUAUGAAGGUUUUCCAUCAGACUGUUUGCUCAGCCCCUUCCUGAAUGAGGGAUUGAAUUUUCCACAGGAAAUCUUAUGGAAGAGAGUGACAAGGCACAUGGGUUUCCCAAAAAGCAAUAGUUGUUGUAAUAAACUCUCACAUUGGUGAACUUUUUGAAUACAAGCGAGUUGAAAAUUUUAUCACUAGGUCAUAUGCCACAAAUCUGUCUUAAGAAUAAAAAGAUUCAGAUUUUAUAGAAGAAGCAGUUUGAAUCAAGUAUAAAUUACAAUUUGUACACUAGUUGGUGUUAGAACAUGUACUCACUCUUACCAUAAUUGCCUGUGGUAGGAACUGGAUCAUUAUUUAUUUAUUUAAAAAAAAUCCUCAAGGUUCUACUUGCCUCAUUCUUGAUGCGGCAGUGCUGAGGUUAGUUAAGUUGGGACAUUUAGAAUUCUUGGCUAGGUUUUCAGGACAUUGAUUUCAGCCUCUUUAUCUUUUUUAGAAUCUCUUCUUUGUGUCGGUCUUUGGUCUUUUGACAAUGUGGAAAUACUGCACAGAUCAGUCUUUCCCUUUUUCCUGUCUUUAUGGGAAAAGAUUUCUGUAAGACACACUACUAGGACAUUAAGCAUUUUGUGUGGGGUAAGUUUGGUCGGCUCAAAGGAUUUCAAUUAAUACGUAUUAAUACUUGCUAUUCAGCUAAUGAUAAGAAAAUUAUAAAAUAACUUAAUUAUACAUCAAUAAAUAUAGUACAAUAAGCCCAUCACCCAGAUUAAGGAAUUCACAAACAUUUCCAUAUUUCCUUUAUUCAGACCUUUGUUCUUUUACUUGUCCUUUGUUGAAGUAUUUGACAGCAAAUUCAAGAAAACAUGUCAUUUUACCCUAUGUACUCAAGUAGGCAUGUCUGAAAAAUGAGGGCCAUUUCUUUGAUCAGGUUUUUCCAUUUGACUUAUGUGCUCGUUAAGUACCAGCUGUAUCAGGCAUCUCACUAGGCAUUAGGAAUCCUUGGGGCAAUGAGACAGUCCUGGCUCCCAAGGAAGUUAAGGGCUGAUGGAAGAAACCAACACAGGAGCUUAGGUGCCUCACCUAAGGUCCCUGCGGGAUGACACCAAUUGGAAAAAAUUUGUGCACAAUACAGUGGGAUUCACAGAAGGGACUGGUCAGACUAGUAGGGCAGGCCGUGAGAGAGGCGGUCAGCAGGGCUACAAGAGGAGGAAUCAUUUGAUCAGAAUCUGAAAUCUUUUCUGCCAACCUUCCUACCAAGCCCUAGGGCCCAUCACACACAACCCUGUGCUGUAACUGUUUUUGAUUCCUGUUACCACGUCUCCUUCAGGAAGGAUUUUAAGGUGGAAAAUAUUUAAAAUCAGUAAUUGUUGCCAGAAGGGACAUAGAACAAAGAACAUGGAAACAACACAAAUGUCCAUCAGCACAUGACUGGAUAAAGACAAGGUGAUACAUAUCUACAAUGGAAUACUACUCAGCCAUAACAGAUGCAAUUUGCAGCAACAUGGAUGGACCUGAAGACUGUCAUUCUAAGUGAAGUGGGGUGAAAAGAGAAAGAAAAAUGCCAUAAGAUUUCAUUUAUGAGGAAUCUAAAAUUAAUAGCAAUAAUAAUAAGACCACAAAUGAACUAAUUGUUAUUUUGAUUUCUUGAAUAUGCUUAAGCACAUAUGACUGUCCUUUGUGAUUGGAUUACCAUAUUCUGUUUAUUAUUCUUUUGUAGUUGGCUUUAUUCCUCUGGUAACUAUGUAAGUUUAAAAAUCUGAAACUCUAAUCUGUUCUUAGAAACAAUAAUUAGUACAUAUAUGUAACUAAAAAAAUGCAGUAUACUCUAUACAUGUAUUUACAUGCAAUGUGUAUGUGGAGUUGAACUGUAAUAAUUAUACCUAAUAAUACUGAAAAAGGAAAAAAAUAAAAUAAUAUAUAAAAAAACUA
Camelus dromedarius (Arabian camel) is the source of this 11438-nucleotide messenger RNA. RefSeq lists its product as uncharacterized. The coding region runs from base 1188 to 1865 and encodes 225 amino acids. The transcript is spliced from 23 exons. NCBI's taxonomy places the organism in Eukaryota, Metazoa, Chordata, Mammalia, Artiodactyla, Camelidae. The record is from RefSeq and is a predicted model, not a curated record.